GAAUCAAUAUAAAAGUUCCAAUUCCCUGUCCAAUCCAAUCCGUUUUAUGUUGCACUUGCAUCUGCUUUCUUAAUUAAAACAAAAUUGAAUUAAGCGUCAACAUUAAAAUGUCCAAUAACAACACGGACACUGGUGACACAACCAUAUUGGCCACCACAAGCGCCACUGUGCAGGAUUACUCAACGAAUCCUAGCGAUGGCGACGGCGAUACGUCGUUGGAGCCGCGCGAGUCGCUGAUAACCACAGCUGUAAGCUUUCUACAAAAUACCAAAGUGCGACACACGACGCUCAUCCAAAAGCAGCAGUUUCUGCGGUCCAAAGGUCUAACAGCUCACGAAAUACAAUUGGCCUGCGAGCGCGCCGGCGUCUUUAGCCAAGAUCCCAAUAAUCCCAAUACCGUUAUCAACAUUGGCUCUCAGUUGGCGGUGGUGCCACAACAAACGGCCUUGGGGCGACUGCGUGAACUGCUGCACACAACAGCAUUGUUCAGCGGUCUCGUCUAUGGCAUCUACUUGUUCUGGCGGAAAUAUAUAGCACCAUUUUUGUUUGGCAAACCGAAGAAAAAGCCGGUCGAGAAAGCGCUCGAGGACAUCGACAGGAAGGUGGAAACCACCAGCACAACACUCAAUAAGGAAAUCACAAUGGUCAAGGACAUGAUUACGUUGCAGCAAAAGGAACAGACGCAGCACAUGAAUCGUGAAUUCAGCAACUUUCGCAGUGAUCUGGAUGCGAUUAAAGGCUUGCUAUUGAAUCGCAAGCAAUUCGCAUCGCCGGUGGCAUCAAUGACACUGCCCACAAUUCCUGCCUGGCAAUUGGCCAGCUCCCCGCAUCGCCAUCGCCAUAGUAACAACAGCCAGUCGGACAAUGACAAUGAUAAAGUUGAUGACGCCGGCUCCGGAUCGGGUUCAUCUGAAACCGAAGUGGUUACCAAGAACAGUGAUUCUAGCUUGGAGAUCAUGUAAAAAAUAAGAGAAGAAAGCAAUCUAAAUGGAAGCUAUUUUGUAAAUUGAAUUGAUUUAAUUUAGACGGUUUUUGCGUUUUGCGAUUCAGCAUUUCUUAUGUGUUUAAUAAUAUAGUCCACGGCUAAUCCAUAUCCAUAAACGCUACCAAAAAAAAGAUAACACGAAAUACACUCACACGUAUAUACGAAUAUAUAAAUACCUAUAUAAAUAUACAUACAUAUAAUGAUAAUAAUAAAAGCAGGUUUUGAAUAAUUGAAUUGAAAGAAA
Messenger RNA from Drosophila albomicans, 1229 nucleotides. It is a transcript of the gene Pex14, whose product is annotated as peroxisomal membrane protein PEX14. The record is from RefSeq and is a predicted model, not a curated record. Gene Ontology annotation, biological process: protein import into peroxisome matrix, docking. The transcript has 4 exons. Bases 108 to 962 code for a protein of 284 amino acids. Gene Ontology annotation, molecular function: signaling receptor binding. Gene Ontology annotation, cellular component: peroxisomal membrane; peroxisomal importomer complex. Lineage: Eukaryota; Metazoa; Arthropoda; Insecta; Diptera; Drosophilidae.